Molecule: messenger RNA, 891 nt
Organism: Stylonychia lemnae
Lineage: Eukaryota; Ciliophora; Spirotrichea; Sporadotrichida; Oxytrichidae
Source: the annotation of a GenBank genome assembly
AUGUCAGCUAUUGCCCCAAUAAAAGUAUACUUCAAAUACUCACUAGAACUUUAAUCAGCUUCACCAGUCAUGUCCUACUAUUGCAAACUAUAUGGUGUUAACAAGGGAUUUGAAUUGAUGAAAUCUAACCCAGCUGCAGCCACUUCAGAUGUAAAGCAAUUCUUGAUGGGAGAGCUCAAUGAACUUGAAAAGCUUAAGGCAAGUCUAGGGGCUACUACCAAGGACGAUCAUAAGUACUAAGCUGAAAACUUUGUUCUAAGUGUCUUCGCCAAAGUUGAUAAGGAAGAGAGAACUUGCGAGAAGAUUACCAAGUAAAAUGCCAUUGAUUUCAAGAAAUGUGGUGACUUUAUAUCAAUGCUGACAAUCUUCGGCGGCUUAGAGCCUGAGUGGCAAGAAAGAGAAAAGUAUUGCAAAUUUAAAGCUGGUUCAAUUCUCAGAUGUCUCAAGACAGGAGAAGAACCCCCAAGAGGAAAUCCAUUUGCUCAAGAAGAAGAGUAAUUACCCACAGAUAUGCAAGUAGAUCAAUCUAUGCCAUCUUAGCAUUCAUAAGAUCAAUAUCAUCCAGAAGAAGAAAUAAAACAGUAAAAUCAUUAACCAGUUGGUCAUAUUCAGCAAUAAUAAAAUUUCUAGCCAAAUUCAUUUCCUUAAUAUUAGCCAUAAUAGCAACAUCAACCACUACCUCAAUAUAAUCCAGCCCCAAUUUAGCAAUAAUAGUAACAAUAGCCUCCUGCAAGGACUGGACCUAUUAAAAAGGAUGCAGCAUAUUACAAAAGUAUUGCAGAUGCUAAAAAGAAGGCAUAAAAUGCCAUCAGUGAGCUAGAGUUCAAUAAUGUAGCUAAUGCCAUCAAAUUCUUUAAAGAGGCAAUCAAUCAUUUAUAACCAUACGAGUGA